Messenger RNA from Phodopus roborovskii (desert hamster), 916 nucleotides. RefSeq names its product fibroblast growth factor binding protein 3 (gene Fgfbp3). Gene Ontology annotation, molecular function: growth factor binding. The record is from RefSeq and is a predicted model, not a curated record. The transcript has 2 exons. The coding region runs from base 151 to 903 and encodes 250 amino acids. Gene Ontology annotation, biological process: cell-cell signaling. NCBI's taxonomy places the organism in Eukaryota, Metazoa, Chordata, Mammalia, Rodentia, Cricetidae.
AGAGAACCGUUUAAAACAGACUAAUCCCUUAUGCAGUCAUUCGCUGCUCUCCUCUAAUAGGGCCCCUCUACCUCUUCUAGAAUUCGAUCCCAGGAUGCUCCUUGCCGCGUGUUGCCUGCACUGAAGCCCCAGGGACCCCAAAAGAGUGGGAUGGCCAGAGCGAGCAGUCCUCCGAGGCAGCUAUCGUCGCUUUCGCCGCUGAGACUGCUGCUUCUGCUGCUGGGAUGCUGCCUCCUCGUGGCAGCCAGGAAAGACAGGGGGGCAGCUGGUAGGAAGGCGGUCCCGGCCUCGGGUCUCACGGGCGGUUCCUCGGGUCGCUUCGUGAGCCCGGAGCAGCACGCGUGCAGCUGGCAGCUCCUGGUGCCCUCCCCGGGGACGCCGACCGGCGGCGAGCUGGCCCUGCGCUGCCAGGCUCCGAGCGGGGCUAGCCUGCACUGCGCCUACCGCGGGCAUCCCGAGCGCUGCGCGACCUCCGGGGCCGGGCGCUCGCACUACUGGAGACGGCUGCUGGGAGCGCUGCGCAGGAGACCGCGACCCUGCCUGGACCCCGCGCCGCUGCCACCGCGCCUGUGCGCCCACAAGAAGGCGGUCGCAGAGCUGCACCCGCCGGCUCGCCCCACCCUGUCCGUGAAUCCCGCGGAGCAGCUCCGUCCCAGAGCGCGGAGCCGUGCCCGGCCGCGACAGCCAAUGUGGUCCUCGAGCUCGCCGCCCGAAGGGAAGCCCUCGAGGGCGAAGACCAGUGCGGGCAGGAGGAAGGCUGGCUCGGACCCGGUCCCGAAGCCUCCCGCGGUGGCUGGGCUCCAGCCAGACGGGCUGGACCAGAAUGCCGAGCUCACUGAGACCUACUGCGCCGAGAAGUGGCACUCUCUCUGCAACUUCUUUGUCAAUUUCUGGAAUGGCUGAGGCUGCGGGUCUG